Molecule: messenger RNA, 784 nt
Organism: Zingiber officinale
Lineage: Eukaryota; Viridiplantae; Streptophyta; Magnoliopsida; Zingiberales; Zingiberaceae
Exons: 5
Coding region: 284-559 (91 amino acids)
Source: RefSeq, a predicted model, not a curated record
UUCUUUCCCCUUCUCCUUCUUCCGCCGAACAAACGCCUUAUCCUACUUCCGCCGAACAAACAAAAGGGCAGCCGCUUUUUGUUUCUGCCGUAGACAAAGGACGAACUGCCAUCGCCCACUGGACCCUGGCCUGCCUCCCUCCUCUGGCGAACCUGCUGUUUGCACCGCCGGACCUGCUGCUUGCUGUUGCUUCCCUUUGUGCCACCGGACCUGCUGCUUCCCUUUCCCACCGCUGCCCUCCACUCUCCAGUUUCUGAUUAAUUGAAAGGUUACGGAUAACGAGAUGCCUACGCUUCAGUCCGCUUUACCUCCUGAGCUCGCCGACAACGUCAUCCGAUUGUAUCGUGAAUGCCUGCGAAGAGCACGUUUUGUUGGUCAUCAGCAACACAACACUGCACUUGUAGUCGACAUGGUGAGGCAACAAUUCAGAAAACAUAUGCAUGAAACUGAUCCGGAGAAAAUACAAAAGUUGAAGGAUGAUGCUGCCAGGGGCCUUAUCAAUCACAUCCUCUAUGAAUCAGAGAAGAUGACUGGUAAAAAAUUUUCAGGACCCAAAUGAUUUCAUGUGCUCGAAUGUUCAAAACCAAGAUGAAUAAUUUGUCCAAGUGCUACCUUUCUGCUAAUCUGCAUGGACAAAUCUCAGAAACUAUGAUCUAAUUCAUUGGUUUCUUAGAGAUUCAUGUUGACUCUUGAUUGCAUUUGAACUCUUAAAAAUUACGGAUAUUAUAUGCAUAAUUGUACCAGAAUUUUGAAUUGUUCAAGUCACCUUUAGAGUUUCUUGCCA